Ruditapes philippinarum (Manila clam) is the source of this 1001-nucleotide messenger RNA. RefSeq lists its product as uncharacterized. The coding region runs from base 344 to 748 and encodes 134 amino acids. NCBI's taxonomy places the organism in Eukaryota, Metazoa, Mollusca, Bivalvia, Venerida, Veneridae. The record is from RefSeq and is a predicted model, not a curated record. The transcript has 6 exons.
GACAUUAUUUCAACACGGUUCAUCGAUAAAAUGCGCUUAAAUGACAUUUUGUAUGACACGUAACUCAUCUGGCACCCCUGUGCCAGAUGAAAUUUUCGGCGUGUGUAAACGCCAGUCUGCUAUGCAAGAAAAGGGUAUCACUGUGCCAGAACAUGGCAUGCGUGUAUCAGAACUGACAGGAAAAUGUGAGAAAACAACAUCCGACGACAUCAGAGAAGCAGGGUAUUCCUAUGCAGAAACUGUAAUCAUGGAAAAAAAACUUACCUGGCCUGAACUGUUUCAGAACAUGGAACAAAUACUUUGGCAUAAUUCUAAAGGGAUCGGUUAAGGUUUUCGAUUUGACAUGCAGUGGUCGGAGCCUAUCGCAGUUGACGAUCCCCUCACAGCGAUUGCUAUUACCUUUACAAAUGCGUCACACAGACUCAUGCUGGAGUUCUAUCAGGAAGCAAUACAUGUUUUUGAGGAGAAAAUAAUAGUCGACGAACAGGAAGUACAAACGUCUACUAUGAAAACUACAUUACAUCAAAGACAAAUGUCAAUUUUCCUUCAAAGAACUGCAAUUGUAAAGUUGUCAAUUCUUACACAGAGUGAAUCUGUGAAGAUAAUGUUUGAUAACGAGGACUUCUGGACAUACGAGAUACAGACUGUCAAUAUUAGCAACAUGCAUCAGUUUUCCGUGAAACUUAAAGAGAAUUUCUUUAGCAACAAGAUACUAUUGCUUUAUGGUUACCGUUUAAGUGUUGAGUAAUACCAACAAGUACUGUAAUAUCAGGAAUUUAUGCCAGGGACGAUAUUUCACUUAAUUCGUAAAUUUAAGUUUGUUUUUAUCCAAUAUAGAUUUUGUCUAAAUAUUCAAGAAAUUUAUAAACUGAACAGGACUGAAAGAAGACAUUUCAUAUUAUGACAAUUUGUGUAAGAAUUAUCUUGGCCACAUAUAAAAUUCUGAUUUUACAUUUAAAAUAAAAGUAACUAUAAGUUAUUAUAAUGGAAUGUUGAUCGGU